Artibeus jamaicensis (Jamaican fruit-eating bat) is the source of this 2711-nucleotide messenger RNA. RefSeq names its product VPS26 endosomal protein sorting factor C (gene VPS26C). The record is from RefSeq and is a predicted model, not a curated record. Gene Ontology annotation, cellular component: endosome. Gene Ontology annotation, biological process: intracellular protein transport. Lineage: Eukaryota; Metazoa; Chordata; Mammalia; Chiroptera; Phyllostomidae. The transcript has 8 exons. The coding region runs from base 61 to 954 and encodes 297 amino acids.
UCCGUCGUUCUUCUCUGGUCACGUGUGACAGGAAGUGGCCCCUGCAGCGGAGUUCUGGAGAUGGGGACCUCCCUGGACAUUAAGAUUAAAAGAGCGAACAAGGUUUACCAUGCCGGGGAAAUGCUGUCGGGCGUGGUGGUCAUAUGCGGGAAGGACUCGGUCCAGCACCAGGGCAUCUCUCUGACUGUGGAAGGGACCGUGAACCUGCAGCUCAGUGCCAAGAGUGUGGGUGUGUUCGAAGCUUUCUACAAUUCGGUUAAGCCCAUCCAGAUCAUCAACAGCACCAUCGAAAUGGUGAAGCCGGGGAAGUUCCCCAGCGGCAAGACGGAGAUUCCUUUUGAAUUUCCUCUGCAUGGGAAGGGCAACAAAGUCCUGUACGAGACGUAUCACGGCGUGUUCGUCAACAUCCAGUACACCCUGCGCUGUGACAUGAAGCGGUCUCUGUUGGCCAAGGACUUGACGAAGACCUGCGAGUUCAUCGUCCACUCUGCCCCUCAGAAGGGGAAGCUGACCCCGAGCCCCGUGGACUUCACCAUCACACCCGAGACCUUGCAGAACGUCAAAGAGAGAGCCUUGCUCCCCAAGUUUCUCAUCAGGGGACACCUGAACUCGACCAGCUGCGUCAUCACACAGCCGCUGACGGGCGAGCUGGUGGUGGAGAGCUCGGAGGCCGCCAUCCAGAGCAUAGAGCUGCAGCUGGUCCGCGUGGAGACCUGCGGGUGUGCAGAAGGCUAUGCCCGUGAUGCCACCGAGAUUCAGAACAUUCAGAUCGCCGACGGGGAUGUCUGUCGGGGCCUCUCGAUCCCCAUUUACAUGGUCUUCCCCCGGCUGUUCACCUGCCCCACGCUGGAGACCACCAACUUCAAAGUGGAAUUCGAGGUGAACGUUGUGGUGCUGCUGCAGGGCGAUCACCUCAUCACGGAGAACUUCCCGCUGAGGCUGUGCAGGACGUAGCCCGGGCCGAGCGGCCGGCGGAGGUGCAGCCGUGGGGCACACGCCGCCUUCCUCGACGGUUCUGCCCCAGACAUGGACCCGGCCCCCCACGUCACAGCUGCCUCCUCCCUCAUUUCCUCCAGGCUUCUGCUCCCAGCAGGCGCCUCCAGUCAGACCUGCUCUUCAGAUCCAUCGGGUUUCCUGGCGUUACCGGCAGGGUCACUGAGGAAGCAGAAUUUCAUAGGCCGCCUGACCUUGCAGCUGCUGUGUGGGGCGGAGGGCAGCGGUGGCAGCGGUGACAGCAGUUUGAGUUCUGCUGGGCAGCGAGGUCCUGGGGCUGCGACCGCACAGCCACGGCAGGGACAGGCGGCAGGGCCACGGCAGGGCAAGGACCCCCUUGCUGGUGGCAUCCUCAGGUGCCCUCCGAGGAGGGUGCCAAGUGGCUGCUGCCACCGAGCUCUGUGGUUCUCCAACACUGUUCGUGAUGACAGUCCUUCUUGCUGCCAUAGGAGUGAGGGGAGUUGGUGACAGUGGCUGAAGUAUUUCUGAAGUCUCAGGACCUGGUGUAAAAUCAUGUGCCACGGGGUUCCCAGAAUGCCCUUCGGGGCCACGUUAUGUGGGGGGCAUGAGUCCGUGCCCAUUGUUGGGUCAGUUCUGAGCAGCAGGAGGCUCGUUUCCGGGGUGGUAGGUGAGGACCUGUCUGUACUGGCUGGGGCCAGCAGUGUCCUGGACUCUAUGAACUUGGCCUCUCUCCAACCCUGCCUGUGUCCUGGCCAGGGAGCUGGGCCUGAAGCCACCUCCUCCUUAGCCCCAGUCUGUGGCCCACAGUGUACGGUGAGCCUGUCCCAGCCCAUGUCCUCCUUCCCACCCUGCCCUUCCUCCCAUCCGUCCACCACUGACCAGCCCUCAGAAGUAAACCCUGAGCUUGGCAUGACCUUCCCUGCCAGUCCCCCGUCUGGGCGGGCUCAGGUGGAUGGCCACUGUCCCUGGACAGCACGUGUGAUGCUGAGUGCAGACGACCCCAACUCAGGCACGGCUUCGCUGCAGGGCCUCACCGGGGGGAGGGGGCCCACGAGUACAGAGCCAUCCAAGGCUGGCUUCCACAGGACGCGUGGCUGGGUCACAGGGCUCCGCUCACGCCCCCAUCUGUCCUUGAUGAUGUCUUUAAAGGAGCAGAAAACAAAGAGACUCUACUUUUGGGAAUAUUUCACAGGUAGAUAUCAUUUUUAAUGGAAAAAAAAAGCCAAAUGAGAAUUUUGAGAAAUGCUUUCAAAUGUGUGUUGCUAUGUCGAUUCUCUAGUAAGCCCAUUUUACAGAUAUCAGUAGGAUUACUCCUUAGGGAGCAGUUGUUACCUGUGGAGGAGCCACAGCCCAGCCUCCACCUGCACUUCCACCGGAGGCUGUUAAGGGAAACCCAGGUGUCCAGCUGCCCUGGGUGGAGCCGGGUCUGUCCACCCCUGGAGGCCGGGGUUGUCAGACUCUCUCAUUUGAGGAAGGGGAGGUGAAGGAGAGUCCGAACUAUGAAUUUACUGCUGUGGAAAUGUCCCUUCAGGCAGGAACACACUCUGGCCAUCAGAGUUCCAGAAGAAACAGGGCCUGGGUCCAGUUCUCAGACAUGUUGUAGAUUCCCGAGAAGGCCGAGACGUUAACGAGAAAUAAAAUGUUAAAAGAGCCAAACAUCGUGCCUGAGUUUGUCCAAAGUCCUUGUCCUGAGCCCACCUUUAUGACAGCUGGUGGGAGGUAGAACCCUGGCAUUUGUGCCUUCCCCGGGGGCUGAA